UCCAUCCUUGUUCCGCAUCUCUGUUUUUACCUGUUCUCAUUCAAAUGGAGCUCGAUGGAAAGUAGUCGGCGUGUACCAGUUCCGUUUUUUACAUCUGGAGAAUGAUCCACUCUCAGGUUAUUUUAUCCCAGAGCAUCCCCUCUCCUCCUCACGCUUCCCUCAGGUUUUGGUCUGCUUUGGGUUGACUGGUCAUUAUGCUGAUGCAGCUCUGUAGUAUCAAGAACCUGUACCAGAAUCGCCUUUUUGGCCUGGCGGCUAUGGCCUCACCGACCCGCAGCAACCGCCAACGCUGUAAGGAUCGUCACAGCUACGGGCCUGACUCCUACGCUGUCAACGCUCUGAACCAGGAAGCCUUCGUGUUAGGGUUGCCACGGUCAACUAGCGACACGGAUCUGGUCUCCCCGGACACUCGCUCCACCCUCACCGUAAGCGCUUCUCACUACACCGUAGGCCAGUCGGAAGACUUAGUGAUCGCAUGGGACAUCAAGGAGGAGGUGGAUGCUGGCGACUGGAUCGGAAUGUAUCUCGUGGAUGAGCCUUUAUCUGAGAACUUUCUGGAUUAUAAGAACCGAGGCAUCAAUGGAUCGCAUAAAGGACAAAUUGUUUGGAAAGUUGACUGCAGCUCUCACUUCAGUGAAACUGAGACACUGGUCUGCUUCAAGUACUACCAUGGCGUCACUGGAGCACUGAGGGCAACCACACCCAGCCUAACCAUCAAAAAGGCACCGGUGCCUGUUUUAAAGCCAGUGGUAAGUCCUGAGGUCAACCAAGGACGAGGAAACAGGAGACUCAUUAACUUUUCACUGUCAGACCUCCAAGCUGUUGGUUUGAAGAAGGGAAUGUUCUUUAACCCCGACCCGUACCUCAAACUGUCCAUUCAGCCCGGAAAGCAUAGCAUCUUCCCUUCGUUGCCGCACCACGGUCAGGAAAAACGCUCCGGCGUUGUCUGCAACACAAUCAACCCUCAAUGGAGUGCAGAGAGAUUUAACUUUUUGUCGCUACCCACUGAUGUUCUGGAGAUUGAAGUCAAGGACAAGUUUGCUAAAAGUCGGCCAAUCAUCAAGCGCUUCCUGGGGAAGCUGUCCGUCCCUGUUCAGAGGCUGCUGGAAAAACAUGCCAUCGGAGACCGGGUUGUCAGUUACUCUCUGGGUCGCAGGCUACCAACCGAUCACGUGUGUGGACACUUACAAUUCCGAUUUGAGCUCGCCACCUCGAUUCAUCCAGAUGAUGAGGACGUUUCGCUGGUCAUCGAAUCAGCCUGCCCUGAAGUCGGCGCCGACGCCAACCAUGCCGCCGAUGAUGACACGUUAAGCGUAGGACACGAUACGGCCGAGCUCCCUAUGGACGCCCCUCCCGAGACCCCAACGCCCUUAGCCUCGACAGCCCAACCCAGCGAGGACCUCGACGUGUCGGGAGAGGUGGAAGAAGGCGCUAUGGAGGACGAGAGCACAGUGAGAGAGGAACCGGCCACGACCGAGCCGCAGGUGCAGAGCGAAGACGGCCAAUCGGCCGACGACGCUGCGAGGACGCUUGUGGAGGGCGAAUCGGAAGAUGCACCUCAGGAGGAAGAGGAAGCACAGAGAGAAGAUAAUGCUGAGGAGGGGGUAGCAGUAGAAGAUGACGAGAAAGCUCAACCAGAUGUACCAACUGAAAAUACCGGAGCAGUAAGUCCAAAUAACGACGCAGCGACUACAGACGGCAACGACGCAUCGCAAGAUUUACUCACGGAAACAACUGAAGUAUCACCGGGAGGAGAAAGCAGCAACGGUCCCUGUCCCUGCAUCUUCUCGAACUACAAUUCCCAAGGUCCUCUCCGGCGUAAAACCCGCCCUUGCUCUCUGCCGGUGUCGGAGCUGGAGAACGUGAUCGCCUCGGCGUGCGGCGAGCCGGAGACGCCUCGAUCGCACUACAUCCGCAUCCACCAUCUCCUCCACAGUCUCCCCUCGGCACAGCAUCGAGCUCCGAGCCAGGACGAGGAAGAUACGGAAGAAGGAGAGAACACCAGCACAAUUCAGGACAACACGUCACCAACACUUAAAAACACCAAAGACACACAGGAAGAUGAAGAUGAGAUAACCCAGUCACCCUCUCAGGUGGAAGAGUGCCCCGGUCCGUGUUGCUGUCGCUCCAUCCCACGCAGCCUUUCCAUUGAACGUCUGUCGGAACUAAACCAGCUCCUGGAAGGUGACGGAGGAGGUGGAGUCCCCGCAGCAGUCAGAAGGAUCUCUCUCUCCUACUUAGAAAGCGAGGAGGGGGAUUCCGGUAGCACAGUUGGGAAAGCAAAUACAGGGAGCAGCCAUCGGACCCGGGGGGGAAAUGAAUGCGAGUUGUGUGACACCUCCUGCUACAGCACAUCCUGCUACAGCACGUCUUGCUACAGCACGUCGUGCUACAGCAACUCGGGCCACGAGGGCAGGGGCCGCAUCUGCAGCCCCACCCGCCUCUCCUCUGUGGACAGCAACCGGCUCUCCGGCAGCACAGUCUUCUCCUCGCAGGACGAAGAGGAGGAGAGCACCUUUGAGUCGGGACCGGACGUAAACAACUGUCCCGAGGGCCAGGGAGUGGGCGGGGCCGGUGGGGAGAGGAGCGGAAGAUGGAAAGAGGCCAGGGGAGAGGAACGUGGAGAAUCAGCUGGGGCUGAGUCACGGGACACCAACAGCAGUAGCUCAGGCUUCUCACCUCCCGUUGGCCACCCUCCAGUCCUUCUUCCCAGCCUUGACUUAAACCAUUUUCCUGCCGCCACUGACCAAACCUUACCUCCAAACUGGGAAGCACGCAUAGACAGCCACGGCAGAGUUUUCUACGUUGACCACGUCAACCGCACCACCACCUGGCAGAGACCAAGUCACGGCGGCAAGUGUAGUCACGGGAUUCCCCGAUCUGGAUCCAGUCAACAGAUGGAGCAGCUCAACAGGAGGUAUCAGAACAUCCAGAGAACCAUGGCCACUGAAGAGGAGGGUGGCAGUCAGAGGUUAGAGAGAAGUCCCAGUGUUGAGACCGACUCGGAUGCUCCUCCGACCGCGACAGGUCCAGCAUCACCUGUCAAUCACCAGAAGAUCAGCCAACUUCUCCAGUCACCCGCUGUCAAGUUCAUCACACAUCCGGAAUUCUUCACGAUGCUGCAUAGUAACUACUCAGCCUAUCGGAUGUUCACCAGCAGCAGCUGCGUGAAACACAUGAUCCUGAAGGUGCGGCGUGACGCCAAAAACUUUGAGCGCUACCAACAUAACCGGGACCUGGUGGUCUUCCUCAACAAAUUUGCAGACACUCAACUGGAGUUGCCACGGGGUUGGGAGAUCAAGACUGACCCCCAGGGCAAGUCUUUCUUUGUGGAUCACAACAGUCGAGCCACAACCUUCAUCGACCCUCGAAUCCCUCUUCAGAACGGCCGACUACCGGGCCACCUUGCCCACCGGCAACAUUUGCAGAGGUUACGCAGCUACAGCGCCGGAGAGGCUUCUGAUGUGUCUAGGAAUCGUGGAGCUUCAUUUAUGUCCAGGCCUGCAAACAGCCUAGUCGCCGCCAUACGAAGCCAACAUCACGUUGACCCGCAACAGUCCACCGCCGCAUCGUACAAUGACAAGAUCGUGGCUUUCCUUCGUCAGCCGAACAUAUUUGACAUGUUGCAGGAGCGGCAACCCAACCUGAACAGAAACUAUGCGCUCAGGGAAAAGAUCCAUUACCUUCGGUCCGAAGGUACCCAGGGUGUCGAAAAGCUAUCAUGUGAUGCAGACCUGGUUAUCCUGUUAAGUUUGUUUGAAGAGGAGAUUAUGUCGUAUAUUCCGCCUCACCCAAUCCAUCCUGGCUUUAGUUUCUCCCCGCGCUGUUCGCCCGGCAACUCGCCGCAGAACUCUCCCGGUUUACAGAGAGCCAGGGCUCCGGCGCCUUACCGGAGAGACUUUGAAGCCAAGCUCAGAAACUUCUACAGAAAAUUAGAAGCAAAGGGCUACGGGCAGGGACCGGGCAAGAUUAAACUACUGAUAAGGCGAGAACAUUUGCUGGAAGGCACCUUCAACCAGGUGAUGGCAUAUUCCCGCAAAGAGCUACAGAGGAACAAACUUUACGUUACCUUCCUGGGAGAGGAGGGGUUGGAUUACAGCGGACCCUCCAGAGAGUUUUUCUUCCUUUUGUCUCAGGAGUUGUUUAAUCCAUAUUAUGGUCUUUUUGAAUACUCAGCCAAUGACACAUACACUGUUCAAAUCAGCCCCAUGUCGGCGUUUGUGGAGAACCAUCUGGAAUGGUUCCGCUUCAGUGGGCGCAUUCUAGGUCUGGCUUUGAUUCAUCAAUACCUUCUUGAUGCUUUCUUCACCAGACCUUUCUACAAGGCGCUACUCAGGCUUCCGACAGAUCUUUCUGAUUUGGAGUAUCUUGAUGAGGAGUUCCAUCAGUCUCUACAGUGGAUGAAAGACAAUGACAUCACAGAUAUAUUGGACCUCACAUUCACUGUUAACGAGGAGGUCUUUGGCCAAGUAACGGAACGGGAGUUGAAGUCCGGAGGCUCCAACCUGCAAGUGACUGAGAAGAACAAAAAGGAUUACAUUGAGCGAAUGACCAAGUGGAGGGUGGAAAGAGGAGUGGUGCAACAGACGGAAGCGCUAGUCAGAGGCUUCUACGAGGUGGUCGACUCCAGGCUGGUGUCAGUGUUCGACGCCCGAGAACUGGAGCUGGUUAUUGCCGGGACUGUUGAGAUUGAUCUCGGGGAUUGGCGGAGCAAUACAGAGUAUAGAGGAGGCUACCACGAUGGGCACAUAGUGAUGAGGUGGUUUUGGGCCGCCGUGGAGCGUUUCAACAAUGAGCAGCGUCUCCGUCUACUCCAAUUUGUAACCGGGACGUCCAGCGUGCCGUAUGAAGGCUUCGCUGCUUUGCGCGGAUCCAACGGCCUCCGACGCUUCUGCAUCGAGAAGUGGGGCAAAGUGACCUCUCUACCCAGGGCCCAUACGUGUUUUAACCGUCUCGACCUGCCUCCGUAUCCCUCGUACACUAUGCUGUACGAUAAACUGCUGACGGCCGUGGAGGAAACCAGCACGUUCGGUCUGGAGUGAGACGUACGAAGGGCAAAGGUCGCUCUCGGAACGCCGAGCGGGAAAGCGUCGCGCGACGGACGCAUUGUGGAUUCUGUGAUUGUGCAGACUGAGCAAAGAUGUGGCUCACGUGGAUAUUGUCAAAUGAAUGUUAUGGUACAGUGUAUUAGUCUGACUUUUGAGGGUCUUUGUGACAGGAAGGGGCCGUUGGAGCAUCACACCAGUACAUUAGUGUUAAGAGGAUGUACAACGGUAUCAAUCAUAAAACAUGCAGCCAGCAUGCACGUAGCCAGAUGCUAAUAGCAACAAAUAUAGCUUAUAUAUAAAACCACUGAUGACAACUUAACAGUUAACAUCUUGCCACUUUUUUCUUCUCUUCCUUUAUGAAUCCUUAGUUGGGUGACUUCAAAAUAUGUAAAUCGGCACAAAUGAUCUUUUAAGACGCAACAAUCAUGCUGAAAUGUUAAUAAUUGAAUGAAAAAGUGAAAUGCUAUUCAGAAUUGCAAUGAAUAAUAAUAUAUUGUGUCUGUUUAUAUACAGGCUGUUUCAUAAAUGAGGUGUGGAUUUAAAGUAAGAAAUUAAUGCUCAGGUAGUUUAUUGGAUGUUACAAAUACAAAUGAAAUGGACGCCAAAGAAACAAUCACAUGUCGUAGUUAACAUAGUAAAGCCUGCUUGGUAAAAUGAUUUAAAAGCCAAGAAUUGGAGUGAGCGAUGCAAGUUUUCAAUCAAAUAUAAAAAUAUAUUAAUUUAACAGUAAAAGCAGCAGGGAAGAUUCUUUAUUCAGAGAAUUGAGCAUUAGAAUUAGAAUGACUUGAAUUGACCCAAAAAAAGGAAAUACGUGUAUUUGGGGAAGGAAAAAAAAAAAAAGUUACUUUUUGUGGGUCCGAACCACUGGAAAAAUAAGCCAGAAAUAUACAAAGCAUUUAAGAAAGCCAUUUCCUCCCCACAUAUUAUGCAAUGUCAACUGACGAAUAAUUCUAAAAAGCAUUUUACAGUAGGCGGUCUGUUCCCAAAGAAAAUAAUGAAAAUAGUUCGACAUUGAUUUCUUUCUAUUGUCAUCAACUUGCCUACGCCCAGGACUGAGACGCGCCCCGAAAAGGAAAUAAGACAUCGCCGUUGCACAAACACCAAAGAUAAGCAAGACGGUUCUCACGAGAUUUGCUGAGGUCAGCAAUUCACCCUGGAUAACUUCACCAGAUUGUUCUGUCUGAACUCAAUGGAAAUAUUCCCGAAUUACCAUCAGUGUUCCAUUUUGAACAUUUAAGCUCUUUUUUUUUUCUCCCAGUUUCUACUUCAUCUUUCUGUUACUGACAAUGAAUAGUCCACAAACACAAAGAUUGCAAAGGCGCUUCAAAUUCCUUCUUGCUCAAGGUGACCAUGACGCAAAGUGCUUACCUUGAACUAAUCUUUAAGUCUUCCACAACGAUUGCGGUGCAGCAACAAUACAUUCCGUAGGUGGCGUCUCUGGACUGAUGAGGACUUUCUCUUCUCUGUGUAUGUGCAAGAGUGACAAUUCUUCUAGUUCAUUGUCCUAUGAAGAAAUUUGGCCAUUUUAGUCCAAGAAAAAAAGCAUCCAUUAAAUUCAUAAAGUAGUGUAGGUCCAUAAAUUGUUCAACAAUAGCUUGUUAGAUCUCCAUUUCGAUUCUAAUCAAAUAUUAGCAAGCAGAUGAUUAUUGCCGAGGCCUAAAUAACAAAACUCCAGAGGGCAAAGACGAUUAUGUUGCAGAUACCAUGUUUUUGCUACCAAUUUUUUUCUACUGUUAUUUCUACGGUAUUGUAUUCUAAUUCAAGGGGUUCACUUGAAGCUUUCCUCGAAUGUUGUUUGUUCAUUGACGACGAGAGCCUGCCUUCAUUUUGAAGCCUUUGCAUUUUGAUAUUUAUGGCUUUUCUAUUAUUGAUGUAGCUCACUUAUUUAUUAUAUUUUUGUUUUUUAAUCAUGUUGUCUGGCUAAACUGUCAAUCAUUUUUUUCACAUCACAAAUGUGCAAGACUAUUAUUUAUUAGUGUCCGGCAUGUUACAAGCAAUUGAGAUAUUUUGCCCACAAUGAUAUUAAAUAGGGGUAAGAAAUAUAUCCCGGUAAUAAAGAUGGUUAUAGAAUUUUGUUACUCUCAGUUAUUACAGAAAUAUUUAUGAAAAUAAGCUUUUGAGAAUGGAUCAUAUUUGUCAAAGUUACACAUUUUUGUGGGGGGGGCUGAAGACAGAGGCAUGCAUUUUGUGUGUACAUUUUUUGUGUUGGUUAUUCACUUAUGUAGAUAAUGUUGAAAAGUACAGUUUUAUUAUUUAUUGAAAUAAAUGCUCAGGCAGUCCCUCCAAUACAAGUACCACUAUUCCACUGGAUGAAUCGAUGUUCAUUUGCUGACAUUGACGAUGUUGUAUGAAGUGAAGGCAGUGUUUGCCACUGUUGUCUAAAAUAAAA
Messenger RNA from Syngnathus typhle (broad-nosed pipefish), 7437 nucleotides. Its product is annotated as E3 ubiquitin-protein ligase HECW1. Gene Ontology annotation, biological process: regulation of dendrite morphogenesis. The transcript has 30 exons. Lineage: Eukaryota; Metazoa; Chordata; Actinopteri; Syngnathiformes; Syngnathidae. Bases 195 to 5042 code for a protein of 1615 amino acids. The record is from RefSeq and is a predicted model, not a curated record. Gene Ontology annotation, molecular function: protein binding; ubiquitin-protein transferase activity.